This is a messenger RNA of Wyeomyia smithii (pitcher-plant mosquito), 1565 nucleotides long. RefSeq names its product leucine-rich repeats and immunoglobulin-like domains protein 1. Gene Ontology annotation, molecular function: protein binding. Gene Ontology annotation, cellular component: extracellular matrix. The coding region runs from base 60 to 1469 and encodes 469 amino acids. The record is from RefSeq and is a predicted model, not a curated record. The transcript has a single exon. Lineage: Eukaryota; Metazoa; Arthropoda; Insecta; Diptera; Culicidae.
UCUAGUACUAGCUGUUACAGAAUGUCUAUUCUAUCUACUGCCGCUAGUCGAGUAUUAAAAUGUCGUUCUUAUGGUUGGGUUUUGUGCUACUGGCGGCGUCGGAAUUUUUCCCCGCCCAGGCCAUCCCAUCCUCAUCUCUGAUCAAGCUGAACUGUGAAACGAUAAAUCGCGUGUGUUAUCUGAAGAACAUCUACGCUACCGAGGAGGACCGCUUUAAGGAUGUGCACGGUGCCGAGUUUGGUGAUGCAAUCGAGUUUUACGACUGCCAUAUCUAUACCCUUCCCAAGAUGCCGUUUAUCAAAAGGUUAAACGCCAAGGGAAUUAACUUGGUGCGGAUUGGCGAGAAAGCCUUUUCCACCGUUCGACAUGUAAAUGUUGCUGAGAAUCGUCUGAGGGACUUUUCCCCGCGGGCAUUCGAGUGGCCGGAGGAACUGGAAACGCUGGUUUUGAGUGGAAAUCCUGCGCUGAAAGAGUUGAGUGUGUUGAAAAAGCUAACCUCCCUGACGGAUCUGCAGAUGGCACAGAUGAAGCUGGAUUUGGAUUUUGUCGAUCCGGAAAUCUUCUCCGGUAUGAAGAAGUUGAUAACGCUCAACCUAAGUGAUAAUAAAAUUCUUUCGGUACCCGUUGGUAUUUUUAACAAGCUUGAGUCAUUAGAAAGUUUGAAUUUAAGCCAAAAUUACAUCUCUAAAAUUACGUCUGGAGCGCUCGUUAUCAACCGCUUACCAAUAAACGAAGAAAGUUAUGAGCGUCAGCAGUUAUCCAUCAGUUUGGCGAAAAAUAACAUUUCGAUCAUUGAGAAUAACUCUUUCAUGGUCGUAGACCUGGUAGACUUGUCAGACAAUAAGCUUAUAGGAAUCAGCCCGUCUGCUCUCUACAACAAAUCACAGCUUGGAACCUUAAUUUUAUCGAAGAACAGUCAGUUGAAAAAUUUUGACUUUUUGCAAAACCUUGCAACACUGCAUACACUAACCAUGUCCCACAUGAACUUCACUUUCGACGGAAUUCCGUUGAAUAUUUUCAGUAAGCUGGAUCUGCUUACAUCGUUGGAUUUGUCUCACAACGACAUCGGGACCAUCCCGAUCGGAGCCUUUGCCGAAUUGUCUUCCGUAAACUACAUCAACUUGCGGCACAAUCAAAUCUUGUACGUCGAGUUCGGAACAUUUUCGAUCCGCAAGUAUGAUCUGAUUGACGAGAUCGACCUUUCCUACAACCAGAUCAGCGAUGUGAACUAUUUGGUAUUUGCCCCACUCAAAUAUCUCCGAACCCUACUGCUGCACGGCAAUCAGAUAACUCAUGUCAACGCGGGCCACCUAAAGCGCAACAAAAGUCUGCAGAACUUUGGCAUUCAGAACAAUCCGAUUCUGUGCUCGGAUUUGGUGGAUCUACUCGCCAUACUGAAGCUGGUACUGGACGGGAACGAGUUUGUGGCGCACUCUCCCAAUGUUAACGGGAUUCGCUGCAAUCCCUAGAGCAAAGUGCAGUUGAAGUAUAGUAGAACGUACUAUCUUGUAGUUCAGAUAAUAUUAUAGAAUAAAUCUUUUUUAUAAUGGUAUGGAUUGAAUACA